GUUAUAUAUAUAAAAAAACAAAAAUGGUUGAUAAGCAAAACAUUUUAUAGUUUGUAAGAAAAAAUAGUUGUGAAUUUAUCAUGUGAUAUUAUUGUUUAGCGCAUUUAUAUAAUUCAAAUGUUAAAAAUGGUUGAAAUAGCAACAAAUUUAAAAAUUGUUCGCGAAAAAAUCAUUCAAGCUGCCGCUAAAAGAUUGCCUGAAUUGAAUUUUGGUGAACCAAUAUUAGUUGCUGCAAGUAAACUAAAACCACCAGACGAUAUAAUUGAGGCAUAUAACGCUGGCCAAAAGCAUUUUGGUGAAAAUUAUGUCAAUGAAUUAGUUGAAAAAGCAAAUGAUCAAAAAAUAUUGGAACAAUGUAAAGAAAUACGUUGGCAUUAUAUUGGUCAUUUGCAAAGAAAUAAAAUUAACAAAAUUUUAGGUAUUAAAAAUCUAUUUAUUAUUGAAACUGUCGAUAGUGAAAAACUUGCGUCAGCUCUUGAUGUUGGAUGGAUGAAAUUUUCUAAAAACGAUGAUUCCAAAUUGAAAAUUAUGGUACAAAUUAAUACAAGUAAUGAAGCAGAAAAAAAUGGUUGCAAAAUAGAAGAGGCACCAUCGUUGGUAAAAUAUGUUUUAGAAAAUUGUAAAUAUUUGGAAUUUGUUGGAUUAAUGACUAUUGGACAAUAUGGAUAUGAUUUAUCUAAAGGUCAAAAUCCAGAUUUUUUGUCAUUAGUAGAAUGUCGCAAAAAUGUUUGUCAAGAACUGGGACUUGAUCAGAAAAAUGUUCAACUUUCCAUGGGAAUGUCUUCUGAUUAUGAACACGCGAUUGAACUUGGCAGUACAAGUGUAAGAGUUGGAACCUCAAUAUUUGGUGAAAGGCCAAAGAAAACUUAACUAUAAUGCGUGUUAUCUUUUUUUUCAUAAUUUUUAUUAAGUUUAUAUAAAGGAGUCUAAAAACUUAAAAACAAUAUUCAAGUACUUAAAUUUGUGAGAAUUAAUUUUUCUAAUUUUUCCCUUUUUUUAAAAUAAUUUUUUGUUCCUUUUUGAUCAAAGAAUUAAUAAUCAAAUAGUUUAAAUAGAAAUUAUUAUUUUAAAUAAUCUAUUUUUAAACACUCUCAGGAAGUUGUAUAUCUAUUUUAAUAGAAUCUGUAAAUAAAUUACAUAGUUGAAAAAUAAUAAUUUAUGUAUACCCAUUUUUCUGGGUGCAAGGAGAAAAUUAUUGUAUUGUCGCCAAAAAAAGGUAUAAAUAAAAUUAAUAGUGAAAAAAAAAAAUAUGUAAAAUUAUUGGUCUUACGAUAUCUUUAUGAUUAAUUUAUUUUAUGACAGAUACAUUAUUAUAAAUUAUAUAUGUGAGCACCUAUAUAUCUAUACAAAUAAAAUGACAAUAUCCGCUUGCGGGAAAAAUGUCACAUUGGAAAUGAGUUUUUCUUCGACAGCACAGUGUUCAGAGAAUAAAUUUUCGAUAUCAAGAAAAAAAAAAUUACAUAAAUAUUUUUGUCGUAUUGUUGUUUGAGUGAAAAUCACAGCCGUCGGUAUGAUGUUUUUAAAUACAUUAUUUGUUUGUUUGUUUGUGUGUGUGUCUGUGUAUCAACCAUCAUUAUUAUUUUAUAAAGAUAAUAUGAUUUUAUGUUACAAGAAAGCGAUA
Messenger RNA from Leptopilina boulardi, 1621 nucleotides. RefSeq names its product pyridoxal phosphate homeostasis protein. Gene Ontology annotation, molecular function: pyridoxal phosphate binding. Lineage: Eukaryota; Metazoa; Arthropoda; Insecta; Hymenoptera; Figitidae. The transcript has 4 exons. The coding region runs from base 118 to 870 and encodes 250 amino acids. The record is from RefSeq and is a predicted model, not a curated record. Gene Ontology annotation, cellular component: intracellular anatomical structure.